This is a messenger RNA of Stomoxys calcitrans (stable fly), 1869 nucleotides long. RefSeq lists its product as uncharacterized. The coding region runs from base 66 to 1478 and encodes 470 amino acids. The transcript has 3 exons. Gene Ontology annotation, cellular component: extracellular region. NCBI's taxonomy places the organism in Eukaryota, Metazoa, Arthropoda, Insecta, Diptera, Muscidae. Gene Ontology annotation, molecular function: chitin binding. The record is from RefSeq and is a predicted model, not a curated record.
UUCGUCGUCCCUUCCAGCCUUCAACACAAUCUCUCAAGGACAAACGCAUUCUAUCACGCUCUCCCAUGGUCCUUAGUCCGGAACUAAGAGAAUCUCUGCAAAAACAAGCCAAAGCAGCAGCCCAAGCAGAAAUGCUGGCACGACAAAAUGCAGCAGCAGAAAAUGCGGCCAAACAGAAUGCCUUCAAUGAGAUGUUGGCUCAACAAAAACGUCAAGCCGACAUGAUGGCUCAUCAGGCGGCCCUUCGAGAAUUGGCCGCCAAACAGGCAGCCAGACAACAUCAGCAACCACUGAUGACCGAAGCCAAACCAUUACCUCUGGGAGUGCCAGCAUUUAAACCCAUACCACAACAGAAACCCUCAAAUCUGCAACUGCAACAAAUGGCCGAACGACGAUCGGCAGUGGCGGUGGAUACUCCCAACUCUCGCAUGAGUGUCAAUAAUAAAUUAGUGGACCUAUACACUCAGCAACUGAAUGCCAAUCGUACCUUCCACUCUCACAGUCCCAUGGUGGUGUCAAAACCCAUAUCAGUUCCCGCUUUUCAGGCCAUGCCCAAUUCGGUGAAUAGAAUUGCUACCGUUUUCAAAACACCAGGUGAACGUACGGCAGCAUCCAACAAUCAUCCCAACUAUUUGCAAUUUGAGGAGCCUAAAUUUGAUAUGAAGGAUAUCACGGUGGAGGAAUUGGCCAAGGCGGCUAAUGUCAGUGUGGAUACCAUCAAGCAUGCCAUCUAUGUGCGAGAACAACAGUUAAGGGCAGAACAUAGGGCCAUGUUGGCCUCUAAAUUAAGAGAAGAAUUUAUAAGAACUUCAAGCAGUUCUACCACGACAACAACGACUAGUACUACCACAACAACGACAACCACUCCAAGGCCAUUUGUGAGCUAUGUGGAGGAGAACACUGUAUCACAACAACAAACUAACAAAAUGUCAAAGGUUAUGAAUGCUCCUAAGGAAUACUAUCCAGUGGGCUAUGACAAGAACUUUGAUGAUAACUUCAAGUCCAAGGUGGAUUUGCCUCCUACCACAUUUUCAUGUGCAAAGCAAAAACAUUUCCCAGGACUUUAUGCGGACACCGAUUUGGGUUGCAUGGUCUUCCAUGUUUGCGCCCUCACCGAUGACGGUAUGGUGCGCAAGUCCUUUUUGUGCCCGGAAAACACACUUUUCGAUCAAACCAUACUGAAAUGCAACUGGUGGUUCUAUGUGGAUUGUGCAUCAUCGAAAAGUGUUUACGAUUCCAAUAUACCCAUAUCAAAGAGUUAUCAGCUGAUGAAGUCACUAACAUACUUCUCCAAAUAUAAUAAAAAUAGUGCGGAUAGUGGUGAAUCUUCUUCCUCCUCAAAUGGAGGUCUGGAUAUACAAAAUCUAAAAGAUUCCAUGGAUGAGGAAUAUCGAAAGACGUCAACGCCCAGUGAUAUUGGCGAUGAGGUAACGCAUCCCAACAACCUGCAGGACGAGCAUCAUCAGCAAGAGUCAUAGGAGUAUCAUUUAGUGUAAACAAUUAACCACAUCACUCGUAGUUGAUAAUAGUUUUUAAGAAAUUCCAGUUUUUGUUUUUGGUCCCCGAGAAUCGAAAUUUUUCAAAUGGUGGGAGAACUCACCUUGAAAUAAUGUUUCCCCAUUUUAAGCUUUAGUCAUUUUUGUUCUUAACAUUGGUUUUGUUUCUAUUUCUCUCUGAAUUCGAAAUCCCCUACAACGACAAAUAAAAUAAUGAAUUGUAAAAAUGUUAGACCCUUUAAGUAAAAGAUUCCUAAUCGAGCUUAGUUACAUUUGUUUUAGCCAAUUCUGAACCUAUGUUACCUUAUGUGUUACAUAAUAAUGUUAUCCAUAGUAUUUUCUUAUUUGAAUGGAUAUUCUUUUGUAUUCUAGA